CGGGGCCUGGCGGCAGAGCGCCCCCCUGUGGCGGUGGAGCCGCGUCACCCGCUCCGCCGUGUCCCGCGUGGGGCCGGUCCAGGGUCCCCUGGAGACUCCUGAGGCCCGUCACGUGUCCCUCGGUCACGCGUGGGGAGGGUCGGGGGUCCCCCGGUCACGCGUGGGGUCGGUCACGUGUCACCCGGUCACGCGUGGGGUCGGUCACGUAUCUCCCGGUCACGCGCGGGGGCCGCUCCGGUGUCCUCCGGUGACCCGUGGGGCCGGUCACGUAUCCCUGUGUCACUCUCGGGCACGGUCCCGUGUGCCCAUGUCAGCCGUGGGGCGGUUCCCAUGUUCCCUGGUCCCGUCUGGGGUCGGUUCCGUGUCCUUGUGUCACGCGUGGGGCCGGUUCUGUCCCCCAUGGUCGCGUCUGGGGCCAGUUCCCUGUCCCGCGGUCGCGUGCAGGUGAUGGUCACGUGUCCUCUGUCACGCGUGGGGGCGGCUCUGGUAAUAUCUGGGGCUGGUUCUGCGUCCCCAUGUCAUCUGUGGGGCCGGUCCCGUAUCCCCCUGUCCCGCGUGGGACUGUUCCCGUGUUCCCAGGGCACGCACGGGGGUGGUCUCGUGUCCCCCUGUCGCGCGAGGGAUGGUCUUGUGUCCCCCGGUCACGCGUGGGGCCGCUAACGUGUCACCAUGUUAUACUCGGGGCCGGUCCCGUGUCCCCCAGUCACGCGUGGGGCCGGUUCCAUGUUCCCCCCGUCACGCAUCGGACAAGUCCAGUGUCCCGUUAUGACGCGCGGGGCCGGUCCCGCGCCCGCUGGUCAAGCGCGGGGGACGGCCACGUGUCCCCGCGUCCCGCGUGGGUCCGGCCCCGUGUCCCCACCCCGUUCCCGCCCCCCGCCCUUCCCCUUCCCCUUUCCCGCCCCGUUUCAGUUUCGUUUCGCUGCCGGGGCGGAGCCGCGCGAGGUCCGGAUGGCGCGAGGGGUGCUGGAGGUGCAGGGGGUCCCCCCUGACACCCCAGAGGAGCUGCUGGUCCUGUACUUCGAGAGCCAGCGGCGCUCGGGGGGUGGCCCCGUGCAGAGCUGCCAGCGCCUCGGGCCCCUCUUCUUCCUCACCUUCGAGGACCCCCAGGAUGCAGAGAACGUGCUGACCCAUGGCAGCCACCAGCUGGGGGGGGCCGAGCUGGGGGUGUGCCCGGCCCCCCCCUGGGACCCCACCCGCCUGCUGCUGCGUGGCCUCGACCCCAGGACCCCUCCCGAGCACCUGGACCUCCUCCUGGAGACCCUGCUGGGGGUCUCCCCCGACGCCGUCACCCUGUGCCGGGGCCCCGCACCCGACUGGGGGCUGCUGCACCUGCGGGACCCCCUCACCCCCCCAGAGCUGGCGUCGGCGGAGCAGCGGGCGCAGCGCCGGGGGCUGGCGCUGCUGCGGGUGCCACAGACCCCCGCGGUGCUGGUGCGGGCGGCGGGGCCGGCGCCGAGCCGGGACCUGCUUGAGCUCUACUUCGAGAACCGGCGCAGCGGCGGCGGCUCCGUGCGGGAGGUGCGGCUGCUGCCGGGCGGGCGCGGGGCCAUCGUCACCUUCCAGGAGCCGGCAGCCGCGGAGCGGGUGCUGCAGAGGCCGCACCGGCUGCAGGAUGCGGUGCUGGAGCUCACCCCCCAUUACCCCUUCCUGGAGCCGCUGGAGGGGGACAGAGACCCUCGCCUGGACGUGGCCCCCCACCCCCUGGACGCAGCCCCCCCUCUGGACACAGCCCCUCUAGUGGACACGGAUUCCCUGCCGGACACAGCCCCUGCACCGGACACGGCCCCCGCAGUCCCAGAGCUGGCGGCACCGGAGGAGCCGCGGGCAUCACAUCCAGUGCCAGCGCAGCCAUCGGCCGCCUUCCCCAGCGGGGACAAGGACACAGAGGGGCUCGAGGCCGUGACCAACCAGGGCCAGUGCCUGGAGCGGGUGUCAGUGGUGGCCCCAGAGUCGGUGUUGGUGCAGGAUGAGGUGCUGGUGCCAGCGGAGCCGGGAGCACUGCAGUACCUGCAGCGGCACUACCAGGACCUGCUGGGCAGCAUCCCUGAGGUGUCCCUGCUGCCUCUGGAGGGAGGGGACGUCGCUGGGUUCCGGGUGAGUGGGGAGCUGGGCCGGUGCCAGGCAGCAGCGGAUUUCCUCCAGAGCCUGCUGGGCUCCGUGGCCUCGCACCCCGUGGCGCUGCACUUCCCCGGCGUCGCCCGCUUCCUGCGGGACCUGGACGGGCAGAGCCUCCUCCAGCAGCUGGAGAACCGCUUCCAGUGUGUCAUCCACCUGGACGGCGUCCCCUGGAGACCCCCAGACCCGCAGCAGGAGCUGGAGGAGCUGCUGCCCCUGAGCCGCCACUGGGACCCCCAGCCCUCAGCGCCACACCCCUGGCACCGGGACCUGCCCGAGGGCGAUGAUGAUGCUGCUGCUGAUGAUGAUGGUGACAGAGAUGGCUUUCACUCCAGCAUAGAGGAGAUCAGGGAGCUGCUGGCAGCGCUGCGCCCCGGCGAGGCCGACGACCAGGGGGACCCCAAGGUGUGGCCUGACGCCGUCCUCGGCACCGAGUGGGACCCUGAUGCUGAGCUCCCCGCCACGGCCGAUGGGAAGGGUGCCGGGGAGCCGCUGCUGGGCACUGGGGAGGAGGAGGAGGAGGAGGAGGCGCAGAUGGCUCUGGCCAUCCAGUAUUCCAUGGAAAACACGAGGCGUGAGGACGAGGAGCUGGCGCGCGCCACCGCCCUCUCCCUGCGCUCCUACUGCCGGGAGCGGGAGCAGGCGGAGGAGGACGCCGUGCUGCUGGCCGCGCUGGAGGCCUCGCUGGAGGAGGCGCUGGCGGCGGCGGACACGGCGCGGGCGACGGUGUUCUGCUCCUUCGAGCGGGACGCCUCGGAGGUGCGGCGGGAGCUGGAGCGGGCGCUGGCGGGGCGGCUGCUGGCGCGGGAGGUGGAGAGCGAGCGGCUGCGGGCGCUGCCGGCCGCCGGCCACCGCGUGCUGGCCCUGCUGCAGCGCCGGCACGCCGUGCACCUCAGCCUGAGCGGCGGCACCGCCACCCUGCACGGCUUCGCCCGGUACACGGCCCCCGCCGCCCGCGAUCUCGCCGCGCUGCUGCAGCGCCGGACGCUGCCGGAGCUCGGUGCCACCGCUGUCACCGCUGCCGCACACUGGGUGCGCUGGGACCCCUCCGGCACCGUGGUCCCCUACGCCCCUGAGGAAGCGGCGCUGCUGGAGCAGGCCUGGCUGCGCCGGGAGCGCCGGGUGGACCUGGUGCUGGACGGGCGGCCCUUCACCGUGGACUUGGAGCGCAUGGAGGAGUACGACAUCGGCAGCGCCCGCGCCGUGCCGAUCUGCCGCAGCCAGCCCCCGGCCGAGAGUGCCCGCUGCCUGCUCGCAGGGCCGGAGGUGCCAGGGCUGGAGGAGGAGGUGCGGCUGAUGCCACUGGCCGAGGACUCGGAGGAGUUCACCGACACCGUUCACCAUUUCUACGGGACGCUGGAGGAGCUGCACAGCCGGAUCAGCAUCGUGCAGGUGCAGAAGCUGAUCCACCCGCUGCUAUACAAGCAGUACCAGCUGAAGAAGGGCAGCGUGGAGCGGGCGUGUGCCGCCGGCACCGCCGCGGAGCGCGUCCUCUUCCACGGCACCACCAAGGCCUCCAGCCGUGAGAUCUGCCUGCACGGCUUCAACCGCAGCUUCUGCGGCAAGAACGCCACCCUGUACGGCCGCGGCGUGUACUUCGCGGCGCGCGCGGCCGUCUCGGCGCGGGACCAGUACUCGCCGCCCAGCGCCGACGGCACCAAGUUCGUCUUCGUGGCCAAGGUGCUGACCGGGAUGUUCGCGGCCGGGCGGCGGGGCCUGCGGGCACCCCCCCUGCGGGAGGGGGCCGAGGGCCCCCAGCGCUACCACAGCGUCGUGGACGACCCCCGGCAGCCCGACAUCUUCGUCAUCUUCAACGACACCCAGGCCUACCCCCAGUACCUGAUCACCUGCCGCCGCAGGGACCCUCUCUGACCUCCCUGAGCCCCCCCAGUACUGUCCUUGCCGUGGGGGCACCCCCUGAGCACCCCGGCUCUGCCAGAGGGGCCCUUUUUGACCCCUCUGAGCCCCCCGGCACUGUCUCUGCUGUGGGGGCACCUCUUGAGCCCCCCCGACACCAGCUCUGCCACAGGGGCCCCCUUUGACCCUCCUGGCACUGUCCUCGCAGUGGGAGCACCCCUCGAGCCCCCUGGCAGUGGCUCUGCCAAGGGGGUACCUCCUGAGCUGCCCGGCUCCAGCUCAGCCAUGUGGUCCCCCCUUGACCCUCCAGAGCCCCCUGGCACCAGGGCCACCACAGGGGUUACAGUGUCCACCCCCACCCCAGGUGCUUGAGGAGUCGCUGCCGUGGGGGCUCAGGGUGCAGGGGGGUUCCUGCCCUGCUCAGGAGACUCGGAGUGGGGGGGUCUCCACCUGGGCACAUUCCUGGGUGCCCUUAUGCCAGGGCAGGAGCCCGACAGGAGGACUUGGGAUCACCAGUGUGACGCCAGUGAAAUUGGGAAUAAAACUGCAAAUAAAAGUGGGAAUAAA
Molecule: messenger RNA, 4539 nt
Organism: Neopelma chrysocephalum (saffron-crested tyrant-manakin)
Lineage: Eukaryota; Metazoa; Chordata; Aves; Passeriformes; Pipridae
Gene: PARP10
Product: poly(ADP-ribose) polymerase family member 10
Exons: 11
Coding region: 670-3987 (1105 amino acids)
Biological process (GO): negative regulation of gene expression
Cellular component (GO): cytoplasm; nucleus
Molecular function (GO): nucleic acid binding; transcription corepressor activity; NAD+ poly-ADP-ribosyltransferase activity
Source: RefSeq, a predicted model, not a curated record